AUGGCCAAGGUCGAGCGCGUCGUCUUCCUGUCCCUGGUAUUGGACCUCUUUGCAUUCACCAUCCCGCUCCCUCUCUUCCCUCGUAUUAUCGAGUGGUACACCAAGCGUGAAGCGUCAGACCCCAGCGGCUUCUUGUCCCAGAUACUCUCCUUCGUUUCGUCGGCACGCGGGCUUCUGUACCAGCCUACGUCAAACCCGCGAAGAUGGGACAUCGUCCUCCUCGGCGGUCUCAUGGGCUCCGUCUUCUCCUUGCUGCAGUGGUUCGUUUCCCCGCACAUUGGUUCCCUGAGUGACAAAUACGGACGCAAGCGAAUCCUCCUGCUGACUAUGAUCGGGAACCUCUUGUCCGCCCUGGUCUGGGUCUUCUCCACUUCAUUCGCCACGUACCUGCUCUCCCGAGUGAUCGGAGGUCUCAGUGAAGGCAACGUUCAGCUCGCAAUUGCUAUCCUAUCGGACGUUACCACUCCUGAGACUCGUGCAAAGGCACUGGCGCACGUUGGCAUUGCCUUCGCGAUUUGCUUCUGCAUUGGCCCUCCCAUUGGCGCGUACUUCGCAUCGCGCCCUCUCCCCGCGUCCUUCACUGCGUCCGGGAUUGAGCUCAACGUUUACGCCCUUCCCGCGGCACUCACCCUUGUCCUCCUCGCCCUCGAAACCGUCUUCCUCAUCUUCGCUCUCCCAGAGACCCGCGGCAAGGCUAUCCCAUCCGUAAAAGUCGCCACGAAUGGUGCUGCGAACGGCAAGGCAAACGGGCAUGCCAACGGCACUGCCAACGGGAGUGUCCAAACCUCUCGGCAAGGCACUGUCACGGAACGCAUCUCAAUGCUGAAGACCCUCCAGCACCUUCACUUCCUGUUCCUUGGUGUCUUCUCGGGUGUCGAGUUUACGCUCACUUUCCUCACCUUUGAUCUGUUCGACUGGAACAACAAGCAAAACGGCGCUCUCAUCGGCUCCAUUGGCAUCGUCAGCGCCCUCCUGCAAGGCGGCUAUGUUCGCCGCGCCAUGUCCAAGGUCGGUGAGGGCAAGAUGGCUCGUCGCGGGAUCAGCAGCUGCGCUAUCGGCCUGGUCCUUUUGACCAUUCUCCCCCACAUGGUCUCCGACCACCCCACGAUCGCGUUCCGCCUUCUUCAGGGCGCCUCGGUGUGCAUGGCGAUGACGUCGGCCACCGUGGUGAACGCGCUCACGGCGCACGCGUCGCUGCAGUGUGACGACGUCACUAUCGACCCGGACACCGGGAAGGCUGUCGAGGAACACCCAGAGCUCGCGAAGGGCAAGGCGUUGGGGAAGUUCCGCUCUUCAGGCCAGCUGGGCCGCGCGAUCGGACCCCUGCUCGCCUGUGCGUCAUACUGGACUUUUGGCCCGUCUCCGACGUACGCAGUUAGCGCCGUGGCCAUGUUUGCCCUUGCACGGAGAAUGUCGUCUGUAACUGGCAGGAGAGCGGUGAAGACUGAGUAA
Molecule: messenger RNA, 1452 nt
Organism: Epithele typhae
Lineage: Eukaryota; Fungi; Basidiomycota; Agaricomycetes; Polyporales; Epitheliaceae
Product: MFS general substrate transporter
Exons: 8
Coding region: 1-1452 (483 amino acids)
Biological process (GO): transmembrane transport
Cellular component (GO): brush border membrane
Molecular function (GO): transmembrane transporter activity
Source: RefSeq, a predicted model, not a curated record